ACAAAUAGUAUUGUCGUCAGACUGCUCCCAUACUAUUCCAAGAAACUAUUAAACGACUGACUCUGGCCAAGUUGUGGAUAAACAAUUAAGUUGGUUAUUGGAUAAUGAUAAUUGGUGGCGAGACUACUUGAGUGUUUUUGUUGUGUUGCGGCAGGAAGACAAGUUUUUGAAAAAAGUUGAGAGUCGGUUGGAUGGGCGGGGAGGAGUGGAACGGCAAGUUUUGACCCCCUGGUGACGUCAGAGCAUCUGAGUGGCAAACGACAUUCGAAAGGGGUAUAAAGCGGUGAACCUGAAAAGCGGACAGCAUUCGACUUGAUUCGGUUCGAUCAGAUCGCAGCAUCCUCCGCCAUGUUCAAGAACGUCCUCCUCGUCUGCCUGCUGGUGGCUGUGGUCAGCGCCAAGCCCAAGCCAGCUGAGAAGAAGCAGUACACCACCAAGUACGACAACAUCGACCUCGACGAGAUCCUCAACAACCAGAGGCUGUUCGACAACUACUACAAGUGUCUGCUGGGAGGCAAGUGCACCCCUGACGGCCAGGAGUUGAGAGAGGCUCUCCCCGACGCUCUGGCCACCGCCUGCUCGAAAUGCACAGAGAAGCAGCGCGUAGGAACCGAGAAGGUGAUCAAAUAUCUGAUCGAGAAGAAGCCAACCGAAUACAGCGAGCUGGAGAAGAAGUACGACCCCCAGGGCAACUACAAGCGCAAAUACCAGGCUGAAGCCGCCAAGCGAGGCAUCAAGGUCUAAUUCGUCAACCUUAAGGUCCGACCCAUCCUUGAAGGUCUUCCUUCGUCCUCAUCAUCACCACCACCUCAUCAUUACAGCCUGUGAUCGCAUCCGCAAGGAUGAAAGUCUGAAGUUUUCCACUUUCUACUCAAUUGUUUAAAUUAAAUUACACUAUUUAAUUCGUUACA
This is a messenger RNA of Nilaparvata lugens (brown planthopper), 911 nucleotides long. RefSeq names its product ejaculatory bulb-specific protein 3. The record is from RefSeq and is a predicted model, not a curated record. Lineage: Eukaryota; Metazoa; Arthropoda; Insecta; Hemiptera; Delphacidae. The transcript has 2 exons. Bases 349 to 744 code for a protein of 131 amino acids.